CACGCAUCACAGGGCGCUGCGCACGUUCAACGUUUGUGCGCGCGUCUGACAACUGCACUCGCUCUAGUAUACACAAGUCGGAUAAAUGCACUCAGCGCUCGUACGAAACAAAACUGUUCUUUAAACAAUCGAUAUUCUUGCUUACGCAAGACAAGUCGGAGGUCGGAGGAUCGGUUACACGUACGGAACUAGCUUCAUUGUCGGAUAAGGAGCAGUCCUUCAUGUGACAAGAGAGGUGACACGUGCAAAGUUACAACAGCAGUGUUAUAUCGACACGUGCGCACAAAAAGGUCGGGAAACGUCAUUAUGGUGUUUAACUCUAAACAGUGAUGGAUUUCACCGCCCUAUGUUUAGUAAUUAUUUUAAUGUUGGAUGUCAGUAAUGGGACUCGAGCACUUCGGACACGACGUUUGAUUGGUGGUCAUCCUGCCAUCGAAUCUGAGUUUCCUUAUCAGGCGUCCUUAAGAUAUUACAACUUGCAUAUCUGCAGUGGUGCGCUUAUCAGCGACAGGCACGUCCUGAGUGCAGCACAUUGCAUAUGUGGCCUUAUAGACGAACCCUCUGAAGAACUCAAUGUGUACACUGGAAGUAUCAAUUUAAAAGAGGGCGAAAAACACGCUGUCAAAGAUGUCAAAUGCCAUCCCGAUUACGUGUACGGUUCUGAGAUGUCGUGGACGGCCGAUUUAGUUGUCAUCACGCUUACUAAAAAUAUUUGCAUGUCACUCUUUCAAUUGCCAAUUGCUUUGCAUACAAUGUAUGAUGUGCCCAUUGGCCAACGAGCAAUUAUCAGUGGAUGGGGUCGCGUUCAUCCAUUUAGUUGGUUAUCUCGAGACUUGCAAAAACUUUCGGUCCCAAUUAUCGAGAAUAACGUAUGCCAGUCCUAUUACAAAAACACUACUAUUCUCAAUUCUCAAAUUUGUACAUUCGAGAGGAAAGGUAUCGGCGCUUGUAAGGGCGACAGUGGAAGUCCUUUAGUAUAUAAUAAUAAACUCAUAGGUAUAUUUUCAUGGACGAAACCCUGUGCACUUGGUUUUCCUGAUGUUUUUACUAGACUGUAAUGACGUGUUGACAUUAAAAAAGUCAAAAACCAAAAACUGGGCUAAGGAGAUACAGGAAAGGAAGUUGAGAAGAUACAGGACAUAAAGAUCAAAAAACAUUGAGUACAGGUAAAUUGUGAAAUUACUUUUCCGUUUUAAUUCAUUAUCAUAACAACUAUUACACCGAUAAUGACUUCGUAACGAGUCUGUAUUUUUGUUAUAAAAUUUGCUUUUAUAUUUAGUAAUUCCGUUUAGCUUAACGUGUGAUUCUUUAAUCACAAUUAUAUUAGAUUUUUAAUCUUACUAAGUUUUUAUUGUUUGUUCAUAAUUUUGGAUUUUUGUAAUUUUAACUUCGCAUUGCUAAUAAAAUUGACACAUAACCA
Messenger RNA from Solenopsis invicta (red fire ant), 1420 nucleotides. RefSeq names its product chymotrypsin-2. Gene Ontology annotation, molecular function: serine-type endopeptidase activity. Gene Ontology annotation, biological process: proteolysis. Bases 330 to 1058 code for a protein of 242 amino acids. Lineage: Eukaryota; Metazoa; Arthropoda; Insecta; Hymenoptera; Formicidae. The record is from RefSeq and is a predicted model, not a curated record. The transcript has 6 exons.